This is a messenger RNA of Chrysochloris asiatica (Cape golden mole), 966 nucleotides long. Its product is annotated as olfactory receptor 6C2-like. The coding region runs from base 1 to 966 and encodes 321 amino acids. The transcript has a single exon. Gene Ontology annotation, biological process: G protein-coupled receptor signaling pathway. Gene Ontology annotation, cellular component: membrane. Gene Ontology annotation, molecular function: olfactory receptor activity; G protein-coupled receptor activity. The record is from RefSeq and is a predicted model, not a curated record. Lineage: Eukaryota; Metazoa; Chordata; Mammalia; Afrosoricida; Chrysochloridae.
AUGAGAAACAGCUCAACAAUAACAACAUUCAUCAUACUGGGAUUGACAAAUGACCCACAACUACAGAUCUUAGUGUUCAUCUAUCUGUUUAUUACAUAUAUGUUAAGUAUAAUUGGAAAUAUGACCAUCAUUUCUCUCAUCUUGGUGGACUCUCAUCUAAAAACAGCCAUGUACUUUUUUCUUCAAAAUUUCUCCUUUUUAGAAAUCAUAUUCACAACUGCAUGUGUCCCCCAAUACUUACACAUCCUAUCAACUGGGAAUAGAACCAUCACUGUCAAAGCAUGUUUCACUCAGAUAUUUUUUAUUGUCCUCUUUUCAGCUACAGAUUUUUUUCUGUUAGCUGUUAUGUCCUAUGACCGCUAUGUGGCCAUCUGUAAACCCCUGCAUUAUGUGACCAUCAUGAAUAGCAAAGUCUGCAAGAUUCUUAUCCUCUGUUGUUGGGUGUCUGGCUUAUUGAUUAUUCUUCCAUUUCUUAAUUUGAGUCUCAACCUGGAAUUUUGUGACUCUGUCAUUGACCAUUUUUACUGUGAUGCUUCUCCACUACUGAAGAAUUCAUGUUCAGAUACGUGGUUUAUAGAGCAGGUGGUUAUAGCCUGUGCUGUGGUGACCUUCAUAAUGACCCUUGUGUGUGUAGUUCUGUCCUAUAUAUCUAUCAUUAGGAUGGUUCUAAAACUGCCCUCUGCUGAGCAAAGGAAGAAAGCCUUUUCCACCUGUUCUUCCCACAUGAUUGUUGUCUCCAUCUCCUAUGGAAGCUGCAUUUUCAUAUAUAUCAAACGUUCAGCAAAGGAUGAAGUGGCCAUUAAUAAGGCAGUUUCUGUGCUUGCUACAUCUGUUGCUCCUUUGUUGAGCUCCUUCAUUUAUACCCUGAGAAAUAAACAAGUAAAGCAGUCUUUCAAUGACAUCAUCAAAAUAUUUGCAUUUGUUUCAAAGAAGGAGAAUUUGAUAUUGGGAUCUCAAAUUAAUUAA